GAAUUAUUAACUAUGUGGUAUCCUGUGACUGUUGUAGAAGUGCUUUGCUGCGAGUUUAAGUUUCCUACUGCUAGUAACCAUUGGGCUACAGAUUGAAAGCAAAACAAUUUUCAAAAGCAAACUCUGAAAUACAUGUAAUUAUUGAAGCAAGCGUUGAUCAAUGUUUUCUGUAGAAAUUAUGCAUGGAUGAUGUGUCCACACAGCUCAGAGGAUCUAACAGCUUGGCAGUCUGACAUACAGUAGGCACUGGACUGUAUGUAAAUAGAAAAUUUUGUUUAAAGGGAACAUCUCUUAAAUCAGAAGAAUGACAGGGCACUCAGAGGAAGAGGACACAUCUCAGAUUAUGAAACAAUUUGAAGAAAAACGUGUAUCAUUUCCUCCAGAUGAGGAGAUGGUUUCUGCUUUUGUGGAGAGCCGAGACGAGCUUCGAGAAGCUGACAGUCUUACUCCGACAGAUAUAAUUCUGGCCUAUAUUCAGAGCUGUGAGAAACACAAGGUACAACCAAACCCAAAGGCUCUUGAUCAAAUUAAGGAAAUAACCUGUGUUACUGACAGAGCCAGGUGCCUUGACCUAUCUGGUGAGCGGUUAGAUUAUUGCUCCUGUGAGUCUCUCGAAGAGAUCCUGAAAUCAGUGCAAUUUGAUUUUAUCAGUCUGCGGGGGGCCGAGCUGGAGGAAAAUGGAGCGUCGUCUUUGCUGGAUAUGUUUUUGUACUAUGAAUCUGCUACACAUCUUGAUGUGUCCUCAAAUUCAGGCAUGGGGUUCUCGGGUUGGCUGUCACUGUCGCACCUUCUCAAACAGAGCGGAUGCCUGUGGAGGCUGGAUGCUUGCAACAUGCCCAUGGUGGACUAUGCGGCACAGGCUUUGUCAAAAGCCCUUCUCACCAGCAGGCUGACAGUGCUACACCUCGAAAACACCCGCCUCAGCGGCAAACCUCUCUUCACACUUGUUGGUGCUCUCAAAAGGAACGGCGCUUUGCAGGAGCUUUACCUCGGCGAAAACAACUUCAAUGGCUACCAGGACUCCAUGCAACUUGGUGACCUGCUCAAAUACAACAGCACUCUCAAAACCUUGGACCUAAGCAACAAUUCUAUAUCGGAUUCAGGCCUGGAGGAGAUUUGCGACGGUUUGCGCUUUCAGAAGACCGGUUUGAGAACGCUGACACUGAGUAACAAUCAAAUCACUCAUCAUGGCAUGAGCCAUCUACAGAACGUUCUGCCUUGCUUAAAAACGCUCGAAACAUUAAACCUUGGCAAAAACAGCCUUGAGAACAGAGGCAUUCACACGUUAAAAGAGUCCCUCAUGAUCAAUCGCUCUUUAUUGCAACUUGGCUUAGCAUCUACAGGAAUAACAUGCGAGGGUGCUGUGACUUUGGCUGAGAUCCUUGCUGAAAACCUACAGAUCCAGCGUCUGGACGUUCGACACAACCAGAUGCUCGCUGGGGGGCUUAUGGCUCUGUCGCUGGCGCUGAAGAUCAACCAUUCACUUAUAAGACUGGACCUGGACCAGCACCUAAAAGAAGAGAAGGAGGAGUUCCUGAUCGACACGCAGAAGGUGCUACUAAGCAGGAUUUCCGAUCUGUGCGCAUCAAACGCGAUGACUGCCAAAGACACGGCCCUGCGGCCCGCUGCUCCAGGUCCUCCAGACCUCAGCGAGACCACCCCUACUCUCCCCGACUCUUCUCCCCACCCAAACAGCCGACUAGAAGACAUAUAAGCAUAAUAAUUCUAUCGCAAAUAAUGAUAACCAUAAAACUCCAAAUCCUUGUAAUAAAGCCGAAGCCUCUCUCCCUAAUGAAACAGUGGCCCUCCUGCUGUUUGCCAUCUAAUGUUCCCGUUGAGGCUUCCUCCACUUUCCAUAAAGCAAUUUUGCAAGCCCACUCCCAACGUGAUUCAUCUAGGAAUGAAGAGAACUGCUUGGAAGCCUCUCUUUUCUCUCCCUCCAUCUCUCUUCACGUCCCUCGAGGGUGACUCUUGACUAAAUCUGUGUUGAUACAUAGGUGCGCUCCAAAUCCUGUUUGCUCGGGUUCCAUCUUCCCUAAUAUUCACACUCGUGUAUGAGGCCCCUUCCCUGCCUGCGUCUGCUAAUGUAGCGUAUCGCCGUCCGGAUGACAAGACGACAUCGCCGAGCGCCUCAGACUCUCUCUCACAUGUAUCGUUUACCGGCGGCGAAGAGAAUCACAAUGUGUGGGAAGGAGAACAUAUGUUAAAUUUAAGAAGCUGAGAUCUACCUCUGCGCAGGGGCUUAGUUUACACGCGCCGUUCAACGGUAGCCAGCAACAAAGGAAUGUGUCACGGAGGAGAAACACAGAGGAAGCCUUGUACCCCCCCUCCGUUUCUUAUGGUUUACAUUGUAAAUGCACAUGAAAAGGUGUUGUAUGAGAAAAUACAGGCGGCUUUUAUGAAACGUAGACGAAGUACCUUCUGCUGCCCGACAAAAUGUGUCUUAAAAUUUAAGGUAAUUAUGAAUUUGCUUGGUGAAUUAAAAACAACCUUGGUUUGCAAUAAAUUUGAGCUUGAGAUUGUAAAUUUAAUUUAAGAUCCUUACUUGGGUUUGUAAUUACUGUAUGUGAGUUUUUUCAAUUAUAUUUAAUUUCACAAACACAUGCCAUUAAUUGAGUAACAGUUAAUGGGGUUUAGCUAGUAAUUCUUACAAAAAAUAGCAAACAUUUCUCCAAAAACUCGAAUAAGAAACUGUAAGAAAUGGAAAUUGUUCAUCACCAGCACGCAUUGCAUAUCAAAACCUACAGUAUUCCACACCCCAGAUUUCUUUUCUUAGCAAAUCCCAAAAUUACUCAAACAUUUCUUGAUUGACAGACGAGGGCGGAUAACUGUAUUUAGCCAGGGACGAUCUUUCCUCGUCUGCCGUGAUUUGGGUCUCAUGGAAGAUCGGCCCCCCGGUGUCUGCCCCCCUUCCUCUCCCGGCACGGGGCAGGGGCAGAUUGACAGAACAGCAUGGGGGCAGCCGCCGCUGUGCCAACAGCCCCCCCACGCUCUACCUGAUGUUUUUAACAAAGGCUUCCAUCUUACCAACUCUGCCGAACAUCGCCCAGCCAGCUUCAACCCACCCCGGCUCUACAACAAACAGACUUUGAAACCCGAUCGCGAGGAUGUUUGGAACAGAUGCGCAGACGCUCGGAGUGAUGCGGCCUGUACGGCUGUACUCAAAGAUAACAUGUCAAACAGUUUUUAGUGCAGAGCCCAAAAAAUUGGACGGUUGUAAGUGAGCACCUGGUGACAAUUGACAGGAGGAUAUUAUGGCAUGUUUUCUAUGAUGUAUGUUUUUAUUUAGGGUAGACUGGGGCUAGUUGUCACACUUUUUAUUUCAUUGAUUAUUUUUGGUAAUAGGUUCUUUUUUGAAAAUCAAUUUCUGUACAGGCACAUAAAAUCACGCUAUAUGGCGUAAACUGUCAUAAUAGAAGCCUGUUAAAUAUACAGUGUGAAUAUUUACAUGGGAUGGAAAGUUAGUGCACAAUACAAAAUAUUGCAUUUGAAAUAAAACAAUUAAUGAAACGGCAACAAUGGCACGUGCCAAAAUAUCAAAACAAGUCUGUUUAUAAUUACAGCAUUUAAAUUGUGUGACAACCCACCCCAACCUAAAAUAUAUGAAAUAUAUCAUUUAUCUUUAAAUAGUACAUGUAUGUAUUUAUUAUAUCCUGCCUUGUAUUGUAACAGUAUAUUUUACAGUUGUUUACCUAAGUUGAUAGUUUGAAGGAUAGAAUUUGCAAAAAUCAUUUAAAUCAAUUUAUCAUGUGACUUCUGUUUACUUCGAGGAUAGAUACUUAAUUUAAUAUGUCCAGACAUCCAGAGAAGACCUUCUAAAAGAGAUAGGCUUACACGUGUUGCAAAGGUUGAAUUUAUCUCAGUAAUCAUUAUCUUUGACAUCAUGGUAAGCAAUCAUAGAUGGCACUUCACGACAUUAAUAAUGCACAGUAUUGUUCUUACUGACCCCUUCCUAGUCGUCUUCAAUCACUAGAAAAUCUCACUGACUUUCCAAAGGGACGAUGCACACACACACUUCUUGGAGGUGUUCCCCCGUUUUGAUGAAUCUCCGGUCUGGGUACCAGCAUCCCUGCUGUACGUGUCUUUGCCUCUCCUCCUUCCUUCCUCCUGUCAACACGAUGAUGCGCGCAAUCCGUCGCUGGGUACCGCUGCGCUCCUCACAGCGUCCUCUGGCCUCACCCAUCUCCUCUGUAAGCCUGUGGGGUGCUUCACUUCAGAGUGAUCUUUAAUACUUAUUGGUGAUGUGUUUUAUAGAGAAAAAUGAUUUGUCUACUGUACGUCUUGGCAAUUUUGUAGUUUCUGCCGUUUGCCUGCAACGUACCUUCCAUUGUAGACAUCUACAAUAUUAUUUUGAUACAAAGUUAGU
This is a messenger RNA of Triplophysa rosa, 4366 nucleotides long. Its product is annotated as protein phosphatase 1 regulatory subunit 37. The transcript has 11 exons. Gene Ontology annotation, molecular function: protein binding. Lineage: Eukaryota; Metazoa; Chordata; Actinopteri; Cypriniformes; Nemacheilidae. Bases 305 to 1714 code for a protein of 469 amino acids. The record is from RefSeq and is a predicted model, not a curated record.